AUGGAAGGUUUCCAUCUAUUUCAGUUUGAUGUUGCUGUUAGAACACAUGGAAGCAUCAUUGCAACAGUUUGUAGAGCUACAGAUAAGAAGCCCAUUUUUGUGAUAAUUAAUUUCAUACGUAGCACAAACCCAAAUGUGGACGAAGCCUCAGCAGCUUUAGAAGGCAUUCAAGAAGUUCUUCGCAGAAACUUGAAAAAAAUUCACAUUGAAAGUGAUUCCCAACAAGUAGUAGAUGGUCUAUUGCUAGAAGCCCCAAACUUGGAUUGGGAAAUUGAAAACAUUGCUGCAAACAUGCUACACCUACUGAAAUCCAUGGAAUCUUUGACAGGUUUCGCUAAGGAUUUACAGUCAGCGAAGCUGGAGAAGCACAGAGGAGAACGUUUUAAUAGCCACCAAGAGCCCCACUAUCACCCUCAUAACCACCACUCCGACCACCACAAUCACCACGACCAGCAUUUUAACAAUCCUAACUACCAUCCCAAUCACCAUGACCAGCACUUCAACAACCCCAACUAUCAUCACCACCACCACAAUUACCAACCCGAUUACCGUCACCACCAGCACCCUGACCACAGCUACAACCACCAUCACCACGUGAUCGCUGAACCAAACGAUUUGUUUGUAUCUGGAGGAUUUCCGCCAAAUGGUGGCGCUGGUGGUGUUGGCGUUGGUGACGGUGCGGGAUAUGGUCCUGGUUCUGGUUAUUUUGGACGAAAAAGGUGGCGGCAUCAAUCAGCUCGAGGAGCUUCCCCAGAUCAAGUGGAUGGUGUUGGUCAUGUAAAACUUUAUGUUGUACCAGUUCCGAGAACAGCAACUGAAGCUGAUAUUCGACCUGUCUUUGAAGAACAUGGAAAUGUAGUUGAAGUUGUUAUAUUAAAGGAUAAGAGAACUGGUCAACAGCAAGGAAGUUGUUUUGUGAAGUAUGCAACUGUAGAUGAAGCUGAAGGGGCGAUUAGAGCUUUAAACCAUCAAUAUACUUUUGCUGGGGAGAAUGUUCCUCUCUUAGUCAAAUAUGCUGAUAAGGAACGAGAACGUCUUGGGGUACUGGACAAAUUAUACGUUGGUUGCCUGAACAAAGAUGCUUCGGCAAAAGAAAUUGAGGAGAUAUUUUCCCCCUAUGGUCUUGUUGAAGAUAUCUUCAUCAUGCGAGAUGAAAUGAAGCAAAGUCGUGGAAGUGGAUUCGUUAAAUUUUCUCAUAGGGAUAUGGCAUUGGCAGCAAUAAAAGCAUUAAAUGGAACCUUCAUGAUGAGAGGUUGUGAUCAGCCAUUGAUUGUUCGUUUUGCGGAUCCUAAGAAACCUAGGACUGGAGAACCAAGGGGCAAUCAUGGGUUUGCAAGCGCAAAUUUUACUCCCUUUUCAAAAGAACCAUUUGCUAGGCUAGGACCAAAUGUUGGGGAUGGAGGGUGUAUUUUGCCUAAUGCUUCAUUUCCUAUCCAACCAAAUUCCACAAGUUCAUUACCUCAAGCGGUUCCGCAAAUGAUAAACCAAGAACCAGUCAUGCAGCAACCAUUUCCUUCCCUCCAACAAUCAACUUCAGAGUUGUCUCAGAUGUCUUUACAACAAACGCAAACUCCACAGACAAGUUCACAAUCAUCUCAACUAGCCGUCUCUGACGUGCAGAGGCAGUCCCAUCAAACUGAUAAAGUCGAACAGCAGCUGAGUUUGCAAGUGACUAGUCAGCAGUCUCCACGUACUGGAAGCAAUCCUCCAAUACUUGCUAGCACUUCUAGCUCACCAGCUGUACCUUUAAGUCCCCAGAUAGUGGCUCCUUUAGAGUGUGAUUGGAGUGAACAUACCUGCCCUGAUGGAUACAAGUACUAUUAUAAUUGUGUUACUUAUGAGAGCAGGUGGGAGAAGCCUGGGGAGUAUGCCUCAUAUGAGCUUCAGUUACAGAAGCAGCAAAGCCAGCAAAAUCCUAGCCAUCAGCUUCAGUCCUUGUUGCCAGUUCUUUCUACCGAGCGAGUUGUUCAAACAGAACAGGUGCAGCUUUUGCCACAGUUCAUCAUGAAACUCCUAAAUCCUUCCUUACCACUGACAGUCGACAUUAACUUUUUCUUGUUGGUUGUAGGGGAAAAUGGGCGUUUUGAGCUACCUUUAGGUGAAGGAGAUUAUAUAAGCAUGUUUGUAUAUAAUGUCCAGGUUUCGUGUAGAAAGAACAUUGAGGCUGAUUUGAUGGAAAUAACCGGGAAGGAGCUAGCAUUUGUGGAUGGGCUUAAUGACCUGACAUAG
Molecule: messenger RNA, 2229 nt
Organism: Juglans regia (Persian walnut)
Lineage: Eukaryota; Viridiplantae; Streptophyta; Magnoliopsida; Fagales; Juglandaceae
Product: flowering time control protein FCA-like
Exons: 17
Coding region: 1-2229 (742 amino acids)
Cellular component (GO): cytosol
Molecular function (GO): mRNA binding; RNA-DNA hybrid ribonuclease activity; protein binding
Source: RefSeq, a predicted model, not a curated record